Messenger RNA from Triplophysa dalaica, 2515 nucleotides. RefSeq names its product microtubule-associated protein, RP/EB family, member 3a (gene mapre3a). Gene Ontology annotation, cellular component: spindle midzone; microtubule organizing center; cytoplasmic microtubule. NCBI's taxonomy places the organism in Eukaryota, Metazoa, Chordata, Actinopteri, Cypriniformes, Nemacheilidae. Bases 133 to 951 code for a protein of 272 amino acids. Gene Ontology annotation, molecular function: microtubule plus-end binding. The transcript has 7 exons. Gene Ontology annotation, biological process: regulation of microtubule polymerization or depolymerization; protein localization to microtubule plus-end; spindle assembly. The record is from RefSeq and is a predicted model, not a curated record.
CCGUAACUAAGCAGUGCCGCAUAUCUGGCAACCCACCGCAGCAGUGGCCAACCCUCGCCUCGGAUUUGACAGCAAGAUUGCCUUCAGCCAGUGUAAUAUCUAUAUUGGGAAGGACUCAGUCAAAAAACAGAGAUGGCAGUGAAUGUAUACUCCACAUCAGUAACAAUUGAAAACCUGAGCCGACAUGACAUGCUGGCUUGGUUGAAUGACUCCCUUCAACUCACCUACACCAAAACCGAACAGUUAUGUUCAGGGGCGGCUUAUUGUCAGUUCAUGGACAUGUUGUUCCCAGGGUGUAUUCUUUUAAAGAAAGUGAAAUUUCAAGCCAAGCUGGAACAUGAGUAUAUACACAACUUCAAAGUACUGCAGGCGGCUUUCAAAAGGAUGAAUGUUGACAAAAUAAUACCAGUGGAAAAACUAGUGAAAGGAAAAUUCCAGGACAACUUUGAAUUCGUCCAGUGGUUUAAAAAAUUCUUUGACGCCAACUAUGACGGAAAAGAGUACGAUCCGGUGCAAGCCAGACAAGGCCAGGAUGUGGCACCUCCACCAAACCCAGGUGAACACUUUUCCCACAAACCCAAGAGAACUGGUCCCUCAGGGCCUCAGAGAACAUCGCCAACAGUACCCAAAAACAUGCCCACACCACAGAGGGUGACCACCACCAUAAGGAAGAACCCCACACAUGUCCGAAAUGGGGGUAGUGAUGCUGAAAUCAUGGAGCUUAAUCAACAGUUAAUGGAGCUGAAGUUAAGUGUAGAUGGUCUGGAGAAAGAGAGAGAUUUUUACUUCAGCAAACUUCGGGACAUUGAACUGAUCUGCCAAGAACACGAGAAUGAAAACAACCCUAUUAUUACCGGGAUAAUUGAAAUCCUGUAUGCCACUGAGGAUGGCUUUGCACCCCCAGAUGACGAAAUAGAUGAGGAGGCCCACUUGGACCAGGACGAAUACUGAGCAUUCACUCUUUAACAUGAUCGUGACCCUUCACCAUUUCCUCCGCCCGCCGCUUUGAAUGACCCCGCCCCCUUUACCGCACGCUGUUAAUACCCACUUUGGCUUCCCACAAAUCUAUGGGCUCACCAUAUACUGUGUACUCUGCGUUGGUUUCCUCCCGCAAUGGUUUAUGCACUACAUCCGUACCAACAAGACAGUAGUACCAAUAGCACACACCUUUAGCCGUCUCAGCAUGUUUUACAUAUCGACAUGAGAAUGAACAAAAGAAAGGUACACGGUUUGUGGGUAGCACAACGGACUUAAAUAUGUAAAUAUUGUGAUGGAAAAUAAUUUUUUGCAGAAAAAAGGAAAUGAAGAAACUUGUUGCCUGGAAUGUCCUGGAUCCGUUCAGUAUGGAAUGGUCAUUUUACAUCAUCCGUCUGUGUUUUCAGCCUCAAUCUGCCUUUCUCACCAGCAAGUCACUUUUAGUAACUGAAACUAUUGGGACUGUCAGGAAAAAUCCCAACAGUAUUAAGGGUAUUGAUCUUUUAUACACUACAUGCAAAGAUGUGACGUCAAGGUCAACUUCUUAGUGACUAAAUGAUGGAAAAGUAGGAUUACUUUAAAGGAAUAGUUCACCUUCAAAAUGAAAAUUCGGUCAUAAUGUCGCGCUCUUGUCAUUUCAAACCUGUAUGACUUUCUUUCUCCUGCAGAUAACAAAAGAAGCUAUAUUGAAAAGUUUUGGUAACAGAAAACAUCGGUCCCCAUUGACUUGCAUUGGUUUUGUGUCCGUAGUCAAUGGGGCCAGCGGUUUUUGGUUGCCAACAUUUUUCAAAUGAUCUUCUUUUGUGUUUUAAUGAAGAAAAUCACACAGGUUUAAAAUGACAACAAGGUGAAUAAACGAUAACAGAAUCUUCAUUUUGAAAGAUUAAGGAGUAAAUUUGUACUAUUUAUACUAAAUAUAGAUGGGCCAGUGACAGAGGUACAAUAUUUGAAAACUAAAGGACAAAAUACUGUAAAAAUGUGUUGAAAAUACUACAGUAACUUUAAGAAUGGCACAGGUUGUUUUGCUUAUACCCAGAAGCAUGUGAAUGUUAUACAUUGACAGUUUAUGAGUGAUUGUUUGUAAAUCACUUUCUUUAGAAACUCAUAGAAACUCACCACAUGGAUGGAAAGUGGUUUCACAGUAAUUUUCAACAGCAUUGAGUAUGAGGAACAAUACUCAUCGCACAAGUGAUACUACUGAAUAGAUGAUGUCAUGUCAAAUUGAACUGACGUUUGCUGCUAAUGUUGCUGCAUUUAUGUGUGUGUUUUUAUUUUGCUCAGCUAUUGAAUAGCGUACGGCUGUACAUUUCUUACUGUAUAUCCUAUCCGAUUUGUCCAAGGCCCUGAUCAAAGCAAACAGAAAUGCUAGAUGCCAUAAUCAUUGGGUUGUUUUACCUUUACAGAGUGAAUCGGCUUUUCAUUUUCCCCAAAGUCACCUUGUAUUGUCUCAAUACGGCCAUAGCUGUGUUGCAACUUUUUUGAGUAAAUAAACAUUUAUGAAAACAAGAUUGUCAACUUAUUUAGUAAAACUGCAUAUCAG